GCGACCGAGCGCCCAGCCAGGCCCCAAGUCCGCCCGCGCCCCGCGCGCGGCCCCUCGGGCCACGGACUGGCGGCGCGACCAGACCGGACCGAUGUGGCGCAUGCGUGGUGGCGCCACCCGGCGCGGGAGCUGCGGCGGGGAAGGCGGCGGGAGCCGCGGCGAGUCGGGCCGCCUGGGCCGGGCCCGUGAGGGCGGCGGUGGCGGUGGCGGCGUGGGCUGGCGAGGCCGCGCGGGCGGGGCCCGGCGACAGCUGGAGGAGCGCUUCGCCGACCUGGCGGCCAGCCACCUGGAGGCCCUGCGCGCGCGGGACGAGCGGGACCGGCAGAACGCGCGGCUGCGCGAGGAGAACGCCCGCCUGAGGCUGGAGAACCGUCGGCUCAGGCGCGAGAACCGCAGCCUCUUCCGCCAGGCUCUGCGGCUGCCGGGCGACAGCGGCGAGCGGGAGGCCGCCGUCGAGACCCUCGCCCCGGACGAGCCCGCCACCAACCGCAAGGCGAGAGGCCAUGGCCGUGAGGAGGAGCCGGGCAGCCCCAGGGCGCUGCGGGCCCGGCUAGAGAAGCUGGAGGUCAUGUACCGCCGAGCGCUCCUGCAGCUGCACCUAGAGCAGCAGGGCGCGCGCCCGCCGGGAGCCAUCGAGGAGCCACCGCUCCAAGAAACUGCCACCGGCCUGUGCGCCCAUGAUCCGGACGUUCCGAGGCCCUGGCUGUAGUCCGAGGGCACGGAGGGAGGUGGGACCUGCGCGCGCCCCGCCUCCGUAGUACUCCGGGCUCCGCCCCUCUCAGCACGCGGAAGUUUGAAGUCCUGAGCUCCUGAACUCCAGCCCCACCCAAGGGCACUUCCAGGCGCCAAAUCCGUUGGCCUGAUGGAGAAAGAGAAGCAAGAGUUUCCCAGUUCCCACUUGUGCAAAGCAACUGCCAAGUACACUGCUGGUGUGUUGAGAGGGGUCCAACAACUCUAAGACCUGCUUUAAAGCAGCAAGAACUGGGUGCCUGGUCGCACCUCCUAAAUUCUUGAAGUUUUCAAAGUGUUGUGAGGACCAGUUUUUUUGCCACCCCUCCCCCCCCCCCCAUCUUUGAUGCUUUGAAGGAUGAAUAGUGUAUUUGAUUGGUGAUGCCUGUUCAUUCUACUGUCCAAAAACUCUGCUCUUUUCUCUUAUACAACCCACCUUUUAAGUGUGUUUUGUAAAUUGCUGACUUGGAUAGCCCAUGAAGUACUACCUUUUUAUAAAGAAAAAAAUAUUUAUAAUUGCCCGUCAUUCCAAUCCACAUAUGUUUAAUAUAUUCUCGUGUGUUGGCCUCCAGAGAUCUUUUUAGAGUAUCUUCUGACAGGUGAUGAUUUGAGCUGAUAAAUAAACUGGUGCAUUG
Messenger RNA from Mus musculus (house mouse), 1364 nucleotides. It is a transcript of the gene Tusc1, whose product is annotated as tumor suppressor candidate 1. The transcript has a single exon. The record is from RefSeq and is marked validated. Lineage: Eukaryota; Metazoa; Chordata; Mammalia; Rodentia; Muridae. The coding region runs from base 92 to 709 and encodes 205 amino acids.